Gossypium raimondii (Peruvian cotton) is the source of this 709-nucleotide messenger RNA. Its product is annotated as 60S ribosomal protein L26-1. The record is from RefSeq and is a predicted model, not a curated record. Lineage: Eukaryota; Viridiplantae; Streptophyta; Magnoliopsida; Malvales; Malvaceae. Gene Ontology annotation, molecular function: structural constituent of ribosome; RNA binding. Bases 125 to 565 code for a protein of 146 amino acids. Gene Ontology annotation, biological process: ribosomal large subunit biogenesis; cytoplasmic translation. The transcript has a single exon. Gene Ontology annotation, cellular component: ribosome; cytosolic large ribosomal subunit.
AACUCUAAUUUUAUACCACUCCCACCAUAUAUUUUUAUCAAAACCCUAGUUACCUCGCUGACUCCAUUGGCCAUCGCCAAGUCGAAGAGGAGCAAAAUCCUAUUCCCUUUCGCCCGCAGCAAAAAUGAAGUACAACCCACGUGUCUCCUCCUCUCGCCGCAAGAGCCGUAAAGCCCAUUUCACGGCGCCGUCGUCGGUCCGCCGCGUUUUGAUGAGCGCACCACUUUCAUCCUUCCUCAGGUCCAAGUACAACGUCCGGUCCAUGCCCGUCCGCAAGGACGACGAGGUCCAAGUCGUUCGUGGAACCUACAAGGGCCGGGAAGGGAAAGUGGUUCAAGUUUACCGCCGCAAAUGGGUGAUCCACAUCGAGCGCAUCACUCGCGAGAAAGUGAACGGGUCGACCGUGAACGUCGGAAUCAACCCGUCGAAGGUUGUCAUUACCAAGCUGAGGCUCGACAAGGAUCGUAAGUCCUUGCUGGAUCGCAAGGCCAAGGGACGUGCCGCUGCUGAUAAGGACAAAGGCACCAAGUUUUCUGCUGAGGACAUUAUGCAGAGUGUCGAUUAAGGUUGUCUCUUGUUUUCUUUAUCUGUCUGAUGUUGCAACUGUUAGACUUGAUUGUUGUUCUUUUCUUAUGUUAUCAAUUAGUCAUACGAUGAAGAAUGUGGGAUUUUGUAGACUUGAUAAUGCUAUAUGUUGCAAUUUUUCUCA